This is a messenger RNA of Paramuricea clavata, 2932 nucleotides long. The record is from the annotation of a GenBank genome assembly. Lineage: Eukaryota; Metazoa; Cnidaria; Anthozoa; Malacalcyonacea; Plexauridae.
AUUGCAUAAUAAAACCAAAAGCCAAGUGGAUGUGUUUUAAAACCUCGUAUGUCUUUUGCUCUCGAUUUAUUUGCUUUACAAUGUAAGACAAAUGUUGUAAAGAAAGAUGGUUGGUAUAUAUUCGUACAAAGAAAAGCGGAGCAUUGUUUUGAAGCAAUUUACAAUGCUUUAAAGAAUGGCUUGUUCCUCGACAGAAGAGAAAUACGGCUACGACGACUGUCGAUUUGAGAAAGAUGUCGACGAAAAUUUUCAUUGUUCUAUCUGCUACAAUGUUCUUAAAGAACCGAGGAUGUGCAGAAAUAAUGAACACGUCUUUUGUCUCGCCUGUAUCAGUGAACAUUUGAAGGUAAAUUCUCAAACCUGUCCUGAAUGCAACGAAUAUUUGAGUGUGGAUAUGCUUCGUCGGCCGCGUUUAGUGAAUAAUUAUUUAUCUAAGCUGAAGAUUAAUUGCGAUUAUGCCAGUCGGGGAUGUGCUCUGUUUAUUUGUCUUGAAGAUCUCGAAAAUCAUGUUGGAAGUUGUGGUUUGGCGCCCGUGUUGUGUUCAAAUGAAAAUUGUGGCAUGGAAAUUAACAAGCAAGAGAGGGACCAUCACGAGACUGUGGUUUGUGAGUAUAGGAAAGUGAAAUGUCAUGACUGCGAACAGAUACAGGAAGUCGUGGGAAAAUUGGAAGGAAGUUUGACAGAACUGGAUGGAAAAGUGGAAGCAGCAAAUGAAAAGAUGCAGAUCAAUCACGUUGAAAUGAAAAAGGUUGUCGGAAAAUUGAAAGGAAGUUUAGUGGAAAUGAAUAAGAAGUUUGAUGAAAAAGUGGAAGCAGCAAGAGAUGAUGCAAGGCAUGAAAUGAAAAAAGUCAAGAAUGAAGUAAAAGAAGUUAAGAAAGAAGUAAAAGGGGUGAAAGCAAAUCUUUCCAAAGUGAACAAGGACAUGGACGAAGUCAAAUUCAUGAUGAGUCAAAUGUUAACAAAGUUAGAAAUGCUUCAACUGCUGAACAAUCUGCCAUUUCCAACUGAGGGAGUAUUAAAUACCCCUAGAGGAGACAUUUUGAUAGCAGGUGGCGACGGACGUUCCAGUAAAACUGGAAAAAGUGCAGAAAUAUAUUCCUGGGAGAGAAAUUGUUGGUUUGAAGUAUCGCCAAUGAAUGAAAGGCAUAUUAAAGCUUCAUCAUUUAUUUAUGAUGAUCAGUUAUUUGUUGUUGGGGGAAGUUAUUCUGAGACGAUAGAGACCUUGGAUCUCAAUAACUUGCCUUUGAAAUGGUUGGAAUUCCCCGAAGAGUUGCCGUGUAAGAGUGAUGCUCAUCAAACUGUUGUUUGCAACCAGCAUAUCAUUCACAUUGGUGGAGAUUUAUAUAGAAAAGGACGGUCCAAUGCUAUUAGUGAACUACAACUUACCUCACCACCAAUUAUGAAAGAGUUGGGCCACAUGUCAAAGCCGCGGUAUUGUCAUGGUGCUGAGGUAUUUGAAGACAAAGUCCUGAUCUUUGGAGGAGUAAAUGAGCAUUCCAAUGUGUUCGACAGUGUGUUGGAGUUUGAUCCAAAGAAGAAUGAAUGCAAAGAGAUGCCAUUAUUGCCACAUCCCGUGACGCGAAUGGGAACGGCUCGUUGGAAAGAUAAAGUCUAUGUGCUUGGAGGUCGUGAUAGGGAUGGUCAAGUUUUGAAUGAUGUUAUCAUGUAUCACUGCAAGACAGGCAAGACCUCAUUCCUACCAUCCAUGCUGGAAAGGAGAUCCGAUUGUUGUGCAGUUGUCGCUGGAGAUAGAAUUGUGGUCAUGGGAGGUGAGAAUGAGAAGCAUGAAACUCUUAAUUCUGUGGAGUGUUUUAAGAUGAGUGGUUCUAGAUGGGAAUAUCUUCCUGACAUGAAUGAAGCCAGGUGGAGCGCAGUUGCUGAAGCUUUACCUGCCAAAGGUUUGACAUCUGACAUGUAUUUUGACGAUUUGUAUUCUUAAUUAUACAAUAUAUAGGGUUGUUUUAGAAGAAAUUACGUACAUUCUAGUAGGGUGUUGAUGGGGUAUAUCAUGAGUCGUGAUUGCUCAACUUCGGUUACCGUCAGUCGUGAAAACACUAAAAAUUUUACCGUGAAGCGUGACACUUUUCAGCAGAUUCAAAGAUUUACCGUUAAAAUACCAGAAUUUUACAGUUAAAAUACCAAAAUUUUUACCGUUUACCGAUUUUCAGACUCCCCCUCCCCAUCUAGACCCUCUUCUAGAAAUUCGGCGAGAAAGGAAUGUUUAAAAUGCUUAGGAAGUUAGUAUAUGGCUAUAUACAUACAUUUAUAUAAAUAAACUUCAUUAAUGUAAUAAAUGUAUUUAAUUAAGUGGCACAAUAAAUGUCAAAAGUCUGUCCCUGAAAAAUGCCCACCCCGCGAAAAAUUUGGAAAAGUGCGUAACACCCUCCCCCCCCCCAAAAAAAAAGAAUGUGCGCUCUUGCUCAUAAAUUACGUUUACCCUACAGUCUUGAUCAAAACCAUCAGCGACACUCUAUUAAAACGUUACAUUGUGGCUAUUAGACCGGAAUAGUUUACUCGUGCCCUCCCUCCCCCGCCGCCCCAUACCAACGUUGGACGUCAGAGGUUGGACGUAUUACAAUUGUUUUAAUCAUACUCUGGGAAUACAAUCAACAUUGAAUAUUUGGAAUAAGGGGGAGGUUUAAUUUUCUAAAUUGGCGAUAAUACCAAGAAAGUUGGUGAAAUAAUUGGAAGUGCCGCAAAUGUUUUGUGUGCAGAAUUACAGUUGACUUGAUAGCUCAAGGCAGCACGUUAAUAAAACGAGCUUUGGUUUCUAUGUUCUUUAUUGUUUGCAAAAACAAGAUACGAAUAUAGGGUUGGGGGACUAUAUUCUUUCCUAAUACCGAUGGUUGCCCGAGUACUCUCCGACAUCUUAUCGUAUUUUUAGCGGAAAAUAAACGAGGGACAAAACAAAGCUCAUCUUACGGUAUCCCGC